Messenger RNA from Cercocebus atys (sooty mangabey), 2927 nucleotides. It is a transcript of the gene DPH1, whose product is annotated as diphthamide biosynthesis 1. The coding region runs from base 49 to 1365 and encodes 438 amino acids. Gene Ontology annotation, biological process: protein histidyl modification to diphthamide. The transcript is spliced from 12 exons. The record is from RefSeq and is a predicted model, not a curated record. NCBI's taxonomy places the organism in Eukaryota, Metazoa, Chordata, Mammalia, Primates, Cercopithecidae. Gene Ontology annotation, molecular function: 2-(3-amino-3-carboxypropyl)histidine synthase activity.
CGCGUUCUUCCAGCGUUGUCUUUUUAGUACCACGUGCGCAGGCAAGUGAUGGCGGCGCUGGUUGUGUUCGGGGCAGCGGAGCAGGGCGGCCGAAACGGCCCUGGCAGAGUUCGGGCCCCUCGGGGCCGCGUGGUCAAUCAGAUCCCCGCUGAGAUCCUGAAGAACCCCCAGCUGCAGGCAGCAAUCCAGGUCCUGCCUUCCAACUACAACUUUGAGAUCCCCAAGACCAUCUGGAGGAUCCAACAAGCCCAGGCCAAGAAGGUGGCCUUGCAAAUGCCGGAAGGCCUCCUCCUCUUUGCCUGUACCAUUGUGGAUAUCUUGGAAAGGUUCACGGAGGCUGAAGUGAUGGUGAUGGGUGACGUGACCUAUGGGGCUUGCUGUGUGGAUGACUUCACGGCGAGGGCCCUGGGAGCUGACUUCUUGGUGCACUACGGCCACAGUUGCCUGGUUCCCAUGGACACCUCGGCCCAAGACUUCCGGGUGCUGUACGUCUUUGUGGACAUCCGGAUAGACACUACCCACCUCCUGGACUCUCUCCGCCUCACCUUUCCCCCAGCCACUGCCCUUGCCCUGGUCAGCACCAUUCAGUUUGUGUCGACCUUGCAGGCAGCCGCCCAGGAGCUGAAAGCUGAGUACCGUGUGAGUGUCCCACAGUGCAAGCCCCUGUCCCCUGGAGAGAUUCUGGGCUGCACAUCCCCCCGACUGCCCGAAGAGGUGGAGGCCGUUGUGUAUCUUGGAGAUGGCCGCUUCCAUCUGGAGUCUGUCAUGAUUGCCAACCCCAAUGUCCCCGCUUACCGGUAUGACCCGUACAGCAAAGUCCUGUCCAGAGAGCACUAUGACCACCAGCGCAUGCAGGCUGCUCGCCAGGAAGCCAUAGCCACCGCCCGGUCCGCUAAGUCCUGGGGCCUUAUUCUGGGCACUCUGGGCCGCCAGGGCAGUCCUAAGAUCCUGGAGCACCUGGAAUCUCGACUCCGAGCCUUGGGCCUUUCCUUUGUGAGGCUGCUGCUCUCUGAGAUCUUCCCCAGCAAGCUUGGCCUACUUCCCGAGGUGGAUGUGUGGGUGCAGGUGGCAUGUCCACGUCUCUCCAUUGACUGGGGCACAGCCUUCCCCAAGCCGCUGCUGACACCCUAUGAGGCGGCCGUGGCUCUGAGGGACAUUUCCUGGCAGCAGCCCUACCCGAUGGACUUCUACGCUGGCAGCUCCUUGGGGCCCUGGACGGUGAACCACGGCCUGGACCGGCGUCCCCAGACCCCGGGCCGGCCCGCGCGGGGGAAGGUGCAGGAGGGGUCCACGCAUCCCCCUUCAGCCGUGGCUUGCGAGGACUGCAGCUGCAGAGACAAGAAGGUGGCGCCGCUUGCUCCUUGACAAGCUCCGGGGCCUCAGGUAUCCGCCCUUGCUCUGGCUGCGCCCCGCCCUUUGCCGUUGUCAUGGGAACGCCUUGGCGCUCCCAGGCCCGCCUUCGGGGUGUUGCGGACUAUUGGCUCCGCCCUUUGCAUUCUACUUCCGGUCGGGGAAAGACCGCUUCCGGUGCUUCCGUCGCUUCCGUCGCUCCUUGCCGGUCAUAAUGGCCGCGCAGCGACCCUUGCGGGUCCUGUGCCUGGCGGGCUUCCGGCAGAGCGAGCGGGGCUUCCGCGAGAAGACCGGGGCGCUGAGGAAGGCGCUGCGGGCCCGCGCCGAGCUCGUGUGCCUCAGCGGCCCGCACCCGGUCCCCGACGCCCCGGGCCCCGAGGGCGCCAGAUCAGACUUCGGUGAGACAAGCCCUGCUCCGGAAAUACACUCAGUUUUCUCCCUCGUUUCGUCCCCUCGACACCCCUCAGCAUCCCCCACCCUGCGUCCACCCUCAUUCCUCCCACCCAGUCCACACCCUUCGUUUCUCGCGGCCCAUACUCUCUUGCUCAAACUGCAGCCUGUCCUCCCAGGCUGCCGCCUUCGUCGUCUUCCUGCGCUGUCUCCUGUUCAGGCCAAUCCAUUCCCCGCCUCUCAUUUCCCCCAGACUUUCGCCUCGAUUCCCUCUUUUCCUGUCAUCUGGAACCCUCCCGCCCUUUCUCAUUUCUUUCCUUCCUGGAGCCUCCCAUGCCCUAAUCCCAUCCUCUUUCCCCAUACCGCUGUAGGGUCCUGCCCUCCAGAGGAGCAGCCUCGAGGCUGGUGGUUUUCAGAGCAGGAGGCGGACGUUUUCUCCGCAUUGGAAGAGCCCGCCGUAUGCAGGGGCCUGGCGGAAUCCCUGGGGAUGGUGGCGCAGGCACUCAGCAGGCUGGGGCCUUUUGACGGCCUUCUUGGUUUCAGCCAGGGGGCUGCGCUAGCAGCCUUUAUAUGUGCCCUGGGCCAGGCAGGCGAUCCCCGCUUCCCCUUGCCACGGUUUAUCAUCUUGGUAUCUGGUUUCUGUCCCCGGGGCCUUGGGUUCAAGGAAUCCAUCCUGCAAAGGCCCUUGUCAUUGCCUUCACUCCAUGUUUUCGGGGACACUGACAAAGUCAUCCCCUCUCAGGAGAGUAUGCAAUUGGCCAGCCGAUUCCCCGGAGCCAUCACCCUCACCCACUCUGGUGGCCACUUCAUUCCAGCAGCUGCAGCCCAGCGUCAGGCCUACCUCAAGUUCUUGGACCAGUUUGCAGAGUGAAAGAUCAAGAAAUGUCUCUGCUCCUACAUCCAGCCCCUCUUGGGGUAGCCUCCAUCAUCUGUGCCCUCCCAGGGCCCUCCACUGCUGUGAGUGCGCCUCACCAGGACCAGUUAAGAGACAACUAUCAAUUCUUGAGACCCAAAUUAUAUGGACCCUGCCUUGUAUUGAAGAAAAGGGGAGCACAAGGCCUUAAUGGACAUUGACUUGUGAAACUCAAACAUGAAAAUGAUUGGAGAGCCCUGGAUUAGGAGGGUGACAUGGGGAAGACAGAGGCUGGCACCACGGUGACUGCCACAUAAUAAAGUGGUGAUUUGGA